ACAACAUCUGGACAGAACACAGUUUACUGGAACCUACAACAUCUGAACAGAACACAGUUCUACUGGAACCUACAACAUUUGGACAUAACAGUUCUACUGGAACCUGCAACAUCUGGACAGAACAGAGUUUCUUCUGAAACCUACAACAUCUGGACAGAACACUAGAACUUACAACAUCUGGACAAACUGGUUAUACUGGAACCUACAACAUCUGGACAGAACACUGUUCUACUGGAACCUACAACAUCUGGACAGAACACUGUUCUACUGGAACCUACAACAAGGAACAUACAAGAGAACACCCAGAGAAACUCAGAUACUACUCCACAGUACAGUCAUCCAGAUGUGAGUUCAGGAGGAAUGUACGGUGGCUGUCACUGAUGGAGAACCUAGAUGGUCUGACAUCAGUCCAGGUCCUAGUGUGAGCAUCUGUCUGAGGAGGAGAUGGGGGGCAGGGUGUGUCGGGAGGAGGUGAAGGAGGAGCAGAGGAGGAGCAUGGGGAAGGAGGAGAGUCUGACGUCAGCCGACAGAAUUCGAAGAUUCACCGUCAGACAGUUUGGGUACAACGUUCUGAGCCUGGCUCGCCGUGGACUGAAGGAGGUCCCAGAAGAACUGUGGGAGCUGCUGGAGCUAGAGAAGCUGAAUCUGUCCCUCAACGGUCUGAAGGUUCUGCCUUCGCAAUUAGCCCACCUCUCCAACUUGGUGGUCCUCAACUUGUGGGGUAACCAGCUGGGCAGCCUGCCGGCAGAAAUCGGACAGCUCAAGAGACUUCGAGUUUUAUUCGCCUACAGAAACAUGCUGACUGAAGUUCCCGAGGAGCUCGGGGACUGCACACAGCUGGAGGUGCUGAGUUUGGCCAACAACCAGAUGUCUUCUCUGCCGACUUCUCUCUCCAACCUGACCAGACUGAAGAAGCUCAACCUCAGUAACAACCUCAUCACUCACAUCCCCACCUGUGUCUACAGCCUGAAGACUCUGGUUUUUCUGGAUCUUUCUUGUAACCUCCUGGAGAACCUGGCUGAAAAUAUCCAGGCUCUGGUGGAACUAAAGAUCCUGAUCCUGGAAGGAAACAGCCUCCACUCACUGCCCAAAGCCCUCUGCUUCCUUACCAGGUAACCAGGAAUACAGGUAAACACUUAAACAGGUAACAAUAUACACAAGUAAACACGUG
Molecule: messenger RNA, 1171 nt
Organism: Nematolebias whitei (Rio pearlfish)
Lineage: Eukaryota; Metazoa; Chordata; Actinopteri; Cyprinodontiformes; Rivulidae
Product: leucine-rich repeat-containing protein 30-like
Exons: 5
Coding region: 445-1116 (223 amino acids)
Molecular function (GO): protein binding
Source: RefSeq, a predicted model, not a curated record